UGAGCGGCUUAACUUCAAAGCAUGAGCGUCAUGUGGAGACUAAAACUAAUUUAACAUUGGAUUGGAUGUCGCACAAAGGAGUUGUAAUUCUAAAAUGUGAAAUCGACGACAUCCAUGGUCUUCAGAUGCGAGACGAUGAUAUAUGGGUGUGCACUUUUCCAAGAUCAGGGACCACGUUGACACAGGAAAUCGUGUACCUGGUUACGACUCUGGAUUUUGAGAAGGCAAAGUCUGUUCAGUUAGACGACAGGUUUCCCAUGAUUGAUGUCAAGAACGAUCAAUUUCCUUACUACAGAGGAGUGAAACAUGUUGAACAAAUGCCAUCGCCCCGUAUGGUAAAAACACAUUUGCAUUUCGAUUUUCUACCGGAGCAGCUGCAAAAUGGAAAGGGUCGGAUAAUUUACCUGACUCGAAAUCCAAAAGAUGUGAUAACAUCUUACUAUCAUUUGCUACAAUGGCUAAAUGAGUUAAGAGAUGAUGAGGAGACCUGGCCGAAAUUCUUCAACUCAUUUGUUGAAGGGAAAGGUCUAUUUUGUCCGUGGCCAAGACAUGUUUUGAAGUACUGGGAAAGAAGGAAUGAUAACAAUGUUUUGUUUCUAAAGUACGAGGACCUUAUCAAGGACUUGCAAAAAGGUGUGCGAACAAUUGCAAAGUUUCUAGGGAAAGAGAUAUCGGAUGAAAAUGUUGCGAAAAUAUGUGAUCACUGCACUGUGCAAAACAUGAAGACUAAUGACAAAGUCAACUUGUCUUAUUGGAGAGAUGUUAAAAAUGUGAAUGACGAGGCAGGUGGAGGAUUUAUAAAUAAAGGUAUUGCCGGUGCAUGGAAACAAUUACUUACAUCAGAGGAAUCAGAAAAGAUUGAUGCUCUCUUAAAAGAAGUGGAGCAGUCAGGACUGACCUUUUAAUUUCUCAGUGACCCUUACAUUUCUCAGUCACUAAAAGAUAUACCAUGAUAAAAUUUGAUAUUUGAAAAUACUAAAAGUUGAUGCAAAGUCAAUUUGUUGGAUUUGAAUAUAAAAUAAACAUGUUUUGACAUCAGAAAUUUUGACAUCAAAGUAGAUAUGUUAUAGUUUAUACUCUUGGUAGGCACAAGAUGAA
Molecule: messenger RNA, 1098 nt
Organism: Ruditapes philippinarum (Manila clam)
Lineage: Eukaryota; Metazoa; Mollusca; Bivalvia; Venerida; Veneridae
Product: sulfotransferase 1C4-like
Exons: 7
Coding region: 66-905 (279 amino acids)
Biological process (GO): sulfation
Cellular component (GO): cytoplasm
Molecular function (GO): sulfotransferase activity
Source: RefSeq, a predicted model, not a curated record